Molecule: messenger RNA, 1816 nt
Organism: Drosophila ficusphila
Lineage: Eukaryota; Metazoa; Arthropoda; Insecta; Diptera; Drosophilidae
Gene: Task7
Product: two pore potassium channel protein sup-9
Exons: 6
Coding region: 283-1302 (339 amino acids)
Biological process (GO): potassium ion transmembrane transport; stabilization of membrane potential
Cellular component (GO): membrane
Molecular function (GO): potassium ion leak channel activity
Source: RefSeq, a predicted model, not a curated record
CUAACUAGAUUUGUUAAAGUUGCUUUAUUAAACCAAACAAACAAUAAAAGCGUGAAAUACCAUGAUUGCAGCUUUGUAUUAACCAUGUGGCAACACCAUCAACCUGUGUUGCUUCUGUUGUGCUGCAUUAACGAUUCUUAAAUGAUUGUGGAUGCUGUAUGUUUGUUUUGUUGACGCUUAUCGAUUUUGUCAGUCGCAGCAUCAUUAAUUAAACAAAAAGGGCGCCGAUCAAGUCCGGAAAAGCUAUUCGAUUGGAUUUUAUUGUAAUAACCUAUAUGCAGAAUGAAGCGUCAGAACGUUCGAACUCUUUCACUUGUGGUAUGCACAUUUACAUAUCUUUUAAUUGGAGCCGCGGUUUUUGAUUCUCUAGAAUCUCCAACGGAGGCCAAACGAUGGGAGUUUUUGCAAGCCGUUAAGAACAACUUUGUUAAGAAGUACAAUGUUACCGACGAGGACUUCCGAGUGAUGGAAAUUGUUAUUAUUGAAAAUAAGCCCCAUAAGGCAGGACCGCAGUGGAAAUUCGCUGGAGCUUUUUAUUUUAGCACAGUGGUUUUGGCUAUGAUAGGAUAUGGCCACUCCACUCCAGUUACCAUUCCAGGAAAAGCAUUUUGCAUGGGAUAUGCUAUGGUCGGAAUCCCCCUCGGUCUUGUGAUGUUUCAGUCGAUCGGUGAACGUCUCAACAAAUUUGCAUCUGUUAUCAUAAGAAGAGCCAAAAGGGCCAGUGGAGCCCGAUGUACGGAUGCCACUGAGAUGAAUCUAAUGUUGGCCACCGGAAUGCUAUCCUCCAUAAUAAUCACCACAGGAGCAGCAGUGUUCUCUCGAUACGAGGGAUGGAGCUACUUUGAUAGCUUCUACUACUGCUUUGUCACCUUAACCACAAUUGGUUUUGGGGACUAUGUGGCAUUGCAAAAUGAUCAGGCUUUGACCAAUAAACCUGGUUAUGUGGCACUAAGCUUGGUAUUUAUCCUGUUCGGCUUGGCCGUUGUGGCCGCCAGUAUUAAUCUGUUGGUGCUGCGCUUCAUGACAAUGCAAGCGGAGGAUGCCAAGAGGGAUGAGCAGGAUGCCCAGAAUCUGGCCGGAAAUGCACAACCGGUGACUUUCGAUGAUGAGUCCACUUAUAACAUGCAUGGCAAACUUCUGGAGAAUAACUACACAACUGAAAACGAUGAGACCGCUUCGCUUUGUUCCUGUACAUGCAUGGGUGGCACUAGGUGCCUCAACCACGAGCAGUUUGUCGAUCCGGACUUCCAGCCCACGGAUAUAAUCGAGAGCACUUUGUGCCUGAAGCGGGCCUCUGUCUGAUAUCCGUACAAGCAGCUGUGGAACACCUCCUUGUAGGAGCCAGAGCCAAUGGAUCGCCAAAAUAUAGUUACAAUCCUGUAGAGACCCAACCGCCGUGAACUCAAAAUUGUGGUUGUUAGACGAACCUUCCCUACGUAGAAAUUUACACAAGGAUGGGUCGAUUAUUUGUGCAGAAUAUUCCAAAUACCAUAUUAUCCAAUUUACGAAAUUGGAUCUAAAAAUCAAAAAUGUUAAGAUGAUACUCAAUACAAGUCCGACAUUUCUAAACUUUCUUCUUCAGAGGCUUUGUGUAUUUAUAAUUUUUCUGCAACCACAAUAAUCGACCUGUCUGAAUAUACAACCAUAUACACAUUUACAAAGGAGAAACCUCCAAAAAACCCAUGUCAAUAUCAAUCGUAUCACCUGGCUGGUAGUCGUUGAAACCUCUUUUGGUUCUAAAGCACCGCCUCAUCCAUCCCAUCUUAACUUUUAGCUGUAUACUGUUUCACCUAAUAUUAAAGUUAUUGCUCAAAAC